GCUUAAUUCUAAAAUAAUUUUAAGACUUUCCAUCGAAACGUACUUCAUUCUGUUGCUUGGACAUCUUUCGGGUAAGAACGAAUUUCAAUUCCUUAUACAACGUUCAUGACUUACCGUCAAAAGUCAAAUGGACACUACUGAGCCUAUUGAUUUCGUUAGGGAGUUAAGUUAUCCUACAACAUUUGCAACAUCUCCGUUGUUUCCUCUGUUAUUGAUAUCUCUGUCUCUACAAAGAUCAGCACCGAGGCUAAAAUCAAUCUUCCGCUCAGAAUACGAUUACAUUAUAGUUGGAGGAGGAACUGCCGGUUCUGUUGUCGCCAGUCGUUUGUCAGAAAUCCCUUGCGUGAGCGUUCUUUUGCUAGAGGCUGGCAGCAACCCGCCUCUGAUUACUGAAGUACCAGCCGAAUACAGAAGGCUAGAGAAAAGCGAUGUUGACUGGAAGUUUCUAACCACCCCGCAAAGAUAUACGGGAGCAGGAGUUAUUGACAGGAGAAUACCUUGGCCAAGUGGGAGGAUUGUAGGCGGAGGCAGCUCAAUGGGUUCUAUGGCAUAUGUUAGAGGUAACCGACAAAAUUAUGACGAUUGGGCUCGACAGGGAGCAGCAGGUUGGAGCUACGAAGAUGUUCUUCCAUACUUCAUAAAGAUGGAAGAUUAUAGAGUACCGGAAGCUACAGAAAGUGAGUACCAUGGUUAUGGAGGACCAAUAGCGAUAUCUAAAGAAGAUGAGCCCAAUAUUGCGGACGAAGCCAUUAGGAGAGCUGUUGAAAACUUGGGUUACGAAUUUUCGGAUGUUAACGCCGAGAGUCAAACAGGUUUCUACGAUAACCCACUGACGACAAGAAAUGGACAGAGGUGCAGUACAGCUAAAGCUUAUUUGGUUCCAGCUGAAAAUCGAACUAAUCUGGACAUCGUGGCAAAUGCAUUUGCAACAAAGAUAUUAAUCCGAAACAAACAAGCCGUGGGUGUGGAGUUCGAAUUUAGGAAUACCCUUAAUCGAAUAAGGGCAAGAAGAGAAGUGGUCGUGUCUGCUGGUACGGUAAAAACUCCCCAAUUACUCAUGCUGUCAGGAAUAGGACCUACAUCGGAGUUGGCAAAAUUUAACGUGUCUGUCAUUGAAAAUCUUCCCGUUGGUCAAAACUUGCAAGAUCAUGCUGGUUCGAUACUUAGUUAUGUUCUCAAUAGUAAUGUACCGAGAUUCUAUGAUGAAAUUCGAGAUCCUGAAAAUCUUGCGGAGUACAUCAAUAACAGAACAGGUCCUCUAAAUGCAAUAGGAAGUUAUCUACGGGCAUUUCUACCUAAUAAUGAUCGACGUUCGCCAAUGGAUAGUCCAGAUCACAUGCUGUAUCUGUUAGAUCUUGACCGAAUUGUGGCACGCGAACAAGUAAAUUUCCGGGACGAGGUCUUCGAGCAAUAUUUUGGACCACAUACAUCCAAUACGACCGUAACAUGCGUUGCUCAAACUUUGCAUCCUGCCAGCAGAGGAACAAUCACACUGAAUUCUACCAACCCAUACGACCAGCCUUUGAUAGACCCAAAUUAUUUCGCUGAUAACCAAGAUCUGCAAGAUAUAGUACAAGGUCUAAGAAGCUGCAACAGGUUAAUGUCGGACCCUGCCAUGAGGGCAGUAGGCACACAACCUUUCGAAAAUUUAAUGCCUGGAUGUGAAGGCUAUGCUGGCAAUACUCAAGAGUAUCUUACUUGCGUUGUAAGAACUUUUGUUGUAACAACUGGUCACUACGUUGGGACUGCGAAAAUGGGUCAUCCUAAUGACAGGACAGCAGUAGUUGAUCCACAAUUAAGGGUGAAAAACAUAAGGAAUCUGCGAGUUGUAGAUGCUUCUAUUAUGCCCACAAUACCGUGGGGCCCAACCCUCAUACCGACCAUUAUGGUUGCAGAAAAAGCAUCAGAUAUAAUCAAGGAAACUAUCGAUUGUGAUGACUAAGCAACAUAAAAAGCUUAGUUGAGUAAUUAUGUACAGUUUAAAUAAAUAUUCAUUUUUGUUUACUAGGAA
Molecule: messenger RNA, 2011 nt
Organism: Uloborus diversus
Lineage: Eukaryota; Metazoa; Arthropoda; Arachnida; Araneae; Uloboridae
Product: glucose dehydrogenase [FAD, quinone]-like
Exons: 12
Coding region: 128-1942 (604 amino acids)
Molecular function (GO): oxidoreductase activity, acting on CH-OH group of donors; flavin adenine dinucleotide binding
Source: RefSeq, a predicted model, not a curated record